Messenger RNA from Verticillium dahliae VdLs.17, 942 nucleotides. RefSeq names its product aldo-keto reductase family 1 member C4. The record is from RefSeq and is a predicted model, not a curated record. Gene Ontology annotation, cellular component: cytosol. NCBI's taxonomy places the organism in Eukaryota, Fungi, Ascomycota, Sordariomycetes, Glomerellales, Plectosphaerellaceae. Gene Ontology annotation, molecular function: aldose reductase (NADPH) activity; oxidoreductase activity, acting on NAD(P)H as acceptor. The transcript is spliced from 3 exons. Bases 1 to 942 code for a protein of 313 amino acids.
AUGAACUCGAUCGGAUCCGUCUGGAAGCCUGACGCUACGGGCCAGACCCCGAAGCAGGUUCCCUAUAUCCCCCACCUCAAGCUCAACGAUGGCAACGAGAUCCCCAUGCUCGCCUACGGCCUCGGCACGGCCAACUUCAAAAAGGGUGGUGGCUCGUACGACGACAAGAUUGUCGAGAUCACGACGGCCGCCAUCAAAGCCGGCUACUUCCACCUCGACGGCGCAGCAGUCUACGGCAACGAGGAGGAGCUCGGCGCGGCCAUCAAGGCGGCGGGCGUGCCGCGCGAGAAGCUCUACGUGACAACCAAGCUCGCGGGCACCAAGAAGGAGCCGAUCCAGCAGGCCUUCGAGACGUCGCUGCGCAAGCUCGGCCUCGACUACGUCGACCUCUACCUCAUCCACGCGCCCUUCUUCGCCGCCACGGACGCCGACCUGCAGGCGGCCUGGGCCGAGCUCGAGGCCCUGCACGCCUCGGGCCGCGCGCGCUCCAUCGGCGUGUCCAACUUUCUCCAGCCCCAUCUCGAGGCCGUGCUCCGGACGGCGAGGGUCGCGCCCGCGCUCAACCAGAUCGAGUUCCACCCCUACCUGCAGCACGGCGACCUGCUCGCCUUCCACCGCCGGCACGCCAUUGCCGUCUCGUGCUACGGUCCGCUGACGCCCGUCACGCGCGACGUCGAGGGCCCCGUCCCCGCCCUCUGGGCCCGCCUCGCCGCCAAAGUACGGGCGUCUCCGAGUCGGAGAUUGGCCUCCGUUUGGUGCAUCGACCAGGGCCUCGUCGCGCUGACGACCUCGUCCAAGGAGGACAGGCUGCAGACCUACAUGACGCGCGUGCCCGGCUUCAAGCUGACGCCCAAGGAGGUCGAGGAGAUUGCCGAGGCUGGCAAGACGGUGCACUACCGCGCCUUUUGGAACAAGUACUUUGAGGACGACGACAGGCGGUGA